Messenger RNA from Penicillium olsonii, 2367 nucleotides. NCBI's taxonomy places the organism in Eukaryota, Fungi, Ascomycota, Eurotiomycetes, Eurotiales, Aspergillaceae. The record is from the annotation of a GenBank genome assembly.
AUGGACCCCGCCCAGCAGCAGGAGUUACACCGAACAAAACGAAGCAUCAUGAAAGUUAAUCGCCAGCUCCACGCCGCCUUGCAAAAGAACCGGAAGCUUUCGUGCGCGCCAUGCAGAAGGCGCAAGGUCAAAUGCGACCGGCUCAAGCCGUGUAGCCAAUGCGUAUGGUCAAAGUCCCAGCAUACUUGCGAUUAUUCUUCUCCCCCCCGCCCGUCACUUGCACAAUCAUCUUCAAUGUCCCCAACUCGUCAUCAUGAUGCCCAGCCUAUGGCGCUACCGAUACCAGAUCUUAAUCCCGGGAUGGAUCGCGCACAACAAUGUCAAGCUGUCAAUUAUUCGACUAGCUGGCCAUCUAUCGGACACCCCCACCCAAGCGAAGCCGCAGGAGUGGGUGAACCUUUUCUUUCAUCGCCACCAUUGGAUUCGGUCAAUUUGAGACACCAGGGAACCCGAGAAAUAUUCCCGGCCACCCUGAAAUCCUCUUUCAUGCAAUCAGCUUCCGCUCUGUCCUUCCGUGGAGAACAACUAAAGACCAGGUUCUUUGGGCGAAGUCAUUGGGCAACCACCCUAAGCAUGUUCCCUGAUCUCGUUGCACACCUGCACGACUAUCAUCGACUGAAGAAAGAUCCGGCUAAUACCAGAUUUCAAGAUUGGUUGGUUCUGAAACGGCAUAAGCAGAACCAAAAGGCUGUUAACAAAAAGUACAUACUGGAUCCUUGGAUCAAGCGAACUAGAAAGUUGAGUGAUUUAAUGCCCUCCCGUGGCCUGGCCGAAUAUUUGGUGCAUUUGUAUCUGUCAACCCACGAAACCACGUUCCGCAUCGUUCAUGUGCCUUCUUUUCUAGGAGAACUCAAUGCGUUUUGGAAUGAGGCGGGGUCGUCAACCAACAAUUGCCCUACGGAGAUCUUCGUGGCCAAGCUUCUAACAAUGAUGGCAUGCUCAAGCUGCUUGGCCGAUGCUGAUACCAUCGCAUCUGCGGGAUCAAGCCAGAUUUCCCUCUUGCAUAUAUCGCGUGAUUGGGUCCAAGCUGUUGCAUCGUGGAUGGGCCCCAUACCGAACCAUGAAAAGUUCAAUUUAGACAUGAUCCAAGUGAAAUGUUUGUUGCUGGUGGCUUGCCAGGCGACUGCAUGGGAAGGGGAUCUUGCAGGGAUGGCGGCCGGGUCUCUUGUGCGAGAAGCUGUUUUGAUAGGUCUGCACCGCGACCCAUUAAACUUUCCCAAUGUAUCGCCUUACUGGGCUGAAUUACGCAAACGGCUGUGGUUCACUAUAGUGGAAUUGGAGCUUCAAACCGCGGUGCAUAAUGGGACACCAUUGGCGAUCUCUUGGGACGAGUUUGACUGUCCUCCGCCGUCGAAUAUAGAAGAUGAGGACUUCUCCAGCAGCUCAUCUUCCUUGCCUCCGAUGCGGCCAAUAGAUGAAUCGACCAGAACAUUGUUCCAGGUUGUGCUUGCACGUUCCUUACACAUUCGCAUGAGUAUUGCCAAAGCUGUCAACAGCCUUCGGCUGAGCAUAGGCUACAGCGAAGUUAUACACCUCAGUGAAUGUUUGACCGCCAUCGUUGCUGAGGCUCCGCACGAGCUACGGGACAUCAACAGUCCUGGGGAGAUAACCAAUGGAAGGUUUCGCUGCAACAACUUCCGCAAAUCCCUUUUUCUCUUCAUCAGCUACCGAUUUCAUCUCAUGUUGCACCGAUCAUUCUUCUUGAGCAGUGCUGAAGACCAAAACAGAACGUUCACGUUCUCCCGAAGCGCUUGUGUUCAGCACAGCCUCGCCUUGCUAGCGCAACUCGAAUGUUUUCCAAGCAUGUUGCCCACCGCCUCAUCUCACCGGCAUAACGUUGUCCCUCCCCACAUUUUGCAACUGAAAGGUGGCAUUUUCCAAGACGAUGUCUUCCACGCCGCCAUAACUAUCUGUCUAGAGCUCCGUCUAGAGAUCCACGGGUCUAUUUUUCGGCCGCUUUCAGAUACCAUUUCCGAUUUCAUGAAUCAGUGUGCUUUAUACCAUCGAUUAAGUCUCCUCCAAGGUGUUGAAAACGCACUCAAGUAUUUCGAAUGCAAAGUCCGUUUCGAAAAGCGGGCCUGCAAAAGCUUCACCACCUUAUUCAUUCUCUUUACUUCUAUCAAGAGCCAUUUACCGGUCCCUGAGACUGGACAAGGCACCGGAAAUCCUGAGAUGAAUGCAUUGACGGUAGAUGAUGUUUGCCCACAGGCUUCCCGCCGCUGUCUCGAGUUGUUGCUGGAAGGAAGUGCAAAGCCCGACCUUUCGGACAAUAAUGCCAAUGAAGGAUCUCACGAACCUCAUUCAAGUGCAAGUCUCCAUUCUCAUUCCCUCUUUGUAAUAUUGCUGUCGGGGAAAGUAAGGCAAUAA